This is a messenger RNA of Enhydra lutris kenyoni (northern sea otter), 1153 nucleotides long. Its product is annotated as G protein pathway suppressor 2. Bases 80 to 1063 code for a protein of 327 amino acids. The transcript is spliced from 11 exons. Gene Ontology annotation, molecular function: transcription coregulator activity. Gene Ontology annotation, cellular component: transcription regulator complex. The record is from RefSeq and is a predicted model, not a curated record. NCBI's taxonomy places the organism in Eukaryota, Metazoa, Chordata, Mammalia, Carnivora, Mustelidae. Gene Ontology annotation, biological process: regulation of transcription by RNA polymerase II.
GCGAAGGCGGGUCCGGUCGGAGGUCUGGCAGUCCGUGACAGAGCCGGGCGCCCACGGCCCGAGCGCCCCCGGCAGCACCAUGCCGGCGCUCCUGGAGCGCCCCAAGCUUUCCAACGCCAUGGCCCGGGCGUUGCACCGGCACAUCAUGAUGGAGCGGGAGCGCAAGCGGCAGGAGGAGGAAGAAGUGGACAAGAUGAUGGAACAGAAGAUGAAGGAAGAGCAGGAGAGGAGGAAGAAGAAGGAGAUGGAGGAACGAAUGUCACUAGAGGAGACCAAGGAACAAAUCCUGAAGUUGCAGGAGAAGCUGUUGGCCCUACAGGAAGAGAAGCACCAGCUUUUCCUGCAGCUCAAGAAAGUUUUACACGAGGAGGAGAAACGGAGGCGAAAGGAGCAGAGCGACCUGACCACUCUGACGUCAGCCGCGUACCCGCAGAGCCUGACGGUUCACACAGGCACACACCUCCUCAGCAUGCAGGGGAGCCCUGGAGGACACAGCCGCCCGGGCACCCUCAUGGCAGCCGACAGGGCCAAACAGAUGUUCGGACCCCAAGUGCUGACAACCCGGCACUACGUGGGCUCGGCAGCAGCUUUCGCGGGGACCCCAGAGCACGGUCAGUUCCAGGGCAGCCCUGGUGGGGCCUAUGGGACCGCUCAGGCCCCACCGCACUACGGACCCACACAGCCGGCCUACAGCCCCAGUCAGCAGCUCAGAGCGCCUUCGGCGUUCCCAGCAGUGCAGUACCUAUCUCAGCCGCAGCCCCAGCCCUACGCGGUGCACGGCCACUUCCAACCCACCCAGACAGGCUUCCUCCAGCCUGGCGGUGCCCUGUCCUUACAGAAGCAGAUGGAACACGCCAACCAGCAGACCGGUUUCUCAGACUCUUCCUCCCUGCGCCCCAUGCAUCCCCAAGCUCUGCAUCCAGCCCCGGGACUCCUUGCCUCUCCCCAGCUCCCUGUGCAGAUGCAACCGGCAGGGAAGUCGGGCUUUGCAGCUACCAGCCAGCCUGGCCCUCGGCUCCCCUUCAUCCAGCACAGCCAGAACCCGCGAUUCUACCACAAGUGAUCUUCAGACUGUCUUCUCGCUGACCCCCAGCCCCCGCUAUGGGUGAGGGUCGCUGGUGUGUCCCAGCCCAAUAAAAUCCACCUCACCACC